AGGCGGCGAGCGUACGCUGCCUCGGCCAUUCGUCGUCCGGCGCGCGUCAGAGACACUUGGAGUACCGGGAGUCUCUCCUCUCUCUCUCAUACACACACACUCCUUUACAUUACCCGUGUCUCUCACCCAUACACGCGCACCCAACCAACCCAUCACGAUGUCUGGACUCGCGGAUCCCGUGGCGUUCGCCAAGGACUUCAUCGCCGGCGGUGUGGCCGCGGCGAUCUCCAAGACCACCGUCGCACCCAUCGAGCGCGUCAAGUUGUUGCUGCAGGUACAGCACAUCUCCAAGCAAAUCGCCGAGGAUCAGCGUUACAAGGGUAUGAUCGAUUGUUUCGUUCGUAUCCCACGUGAACAAGGAUUCCUCAGUUACUGGCGUGGUAAUUUCGCCAACGUUAUCAGAUACUUCCCAACGCAAGCCUUGAACUUUGCCUUCAAGGACAAGUACAAGCAGGUUUUCCUUGGUGGUGUUGACAAGAACACACAGUUUAUGCGUUAUUUCCUUGGAAAUCUCGCGUCUGGUGGUGCUGCCGGAGCCACAUCUUUGUGCUUUGUCUACCCGCUCGACUUUGCCAGAACCAGGUUGGCUGCUGAUGUAGGCAAAGGUAGCGGUCAACGUGAGUUCACAGGCUUAGGCAAUUGUUUGGGAAAAAUCUUCAAAUCGGACGGUCUCGUCGGUCUUUACCGCGGGUUCGGCGUAUCAGUGCAGGGUAUCAUCAUUUACCGUGCGUCUUACUUUGGUUUCUACGACACUGCCCGUGGUAUGCUACCGGACCCCAAAAAGACGCCUUUCCUCGUAUCGUGGGGUAUCGCCCAGGUCGUAACCACUGUCGCGGGCAUUAUAUCCUAUCCCUUCGACACAGUACGUAGACGUAUGAUGAUGCAGUCUGGCCGUUCCAAGAGUGACAUCCUGUACAAAAACACUCUUCACUGCUGGUCCACCAUUUACAAGUCGGAAGGUAGUAGUGCCUUCUUCAAGGGCGCGUUCUCCAACGUUCUCCGUGGUACAGGUGGUGCGCUCGUACUCGUGUUGUACGACGAAAUCAAGAACCUCCUUUAAAACGCUAAAACGAUCCUCGUCUCAUUACUUUCACGAUCAUUGAACCAUCGUCAUUAAUUAUCCACGCACCAUCCGAUUUGAUAGCGAUUCCCACGUACCGACGGACAGAAGAGGGACUUUCUUGCUGUCGGGCGAUAUUAAAUUAAGUAAUUCAGGCUGAGGACGUUCGAUGUAGCAGUUCGUAAAAGUGCAUAAAACUCGGGCGCAUAAAAAAAAUUGUAAACGUAAAAAGUAAGGAGCAACAAGCAUAGAAGAGAAUCUGCUUUAACUUAUUGCCGGAUUCAGUAUUUUUCCGCAGCGGUUGACAUUACGUAUUUUCGUAUACCAUUGUUGUAAAAACGUUGAAGAGGCAAGCGCAAUCGCGUAGGUAAUCGCGAACACCUGUUACCUGGAUAACGUUCCACACACGCCACGUUGAACAAGUAGACCGGUCGGAAUAUCAAAGUACUUUGAAAGUAAUAAAUUGCCUGGAGAUCCGAGUCAGCGCACGCGAAAACCAUCGAGAGAGGAGGACGCGCGACGAAGUGUCAUCACGGCGAUGGCGGGGCGCGUAGCCUGGGCCGCCCCCCGCCCUUAUUCUCGGCCCGUUGUAGAUAAUUCAUAAUUCGUAAUUAAUAAACCUAUCAUUGUAAUGGUAUCCGCCAGUCCGUUGAUUUUUGAUGGACGAUAAUUUAAUUUCGCACUCCAGACGACCAUAUGUAAGAUGAAAAGCGUUACUCAGAAUGUAUGCAUCUAAUCUGUUCAUGUUAGGAUGCAUGCAGGGAAAGCAGCAAAUCAAUAAAAACGAUAUAAAAUUUCAUA
Messenger RNA from Wasmannia auropunctata (little fire ant), 1861 nucleotides. It is a transcript of the gene Ant, whose product is annotated as ADP,ATP carrier protein 2. Gene Ontology annotation, molecular function: ATP:ADP antiporter activity. NCBI's taxonomy places the organism in Eukaryota, Metazoa, Arthropoda, Insecta, Hymenoptera, Formicidae. The record is from RefSeq and is a predicted model, not a curated record. Gene Ontology annotation, biological process: mitochondrial ADP transmembrane transport; mitochondrial ATP transmembrane transport. Gene Ontology annotation, cellular component: mitochondrial inner membrane. The transcript has 4 exons. The coding region runs from base 158 to 1060 and encodes 300 amino acids.